Messenger RNA from Cyanistes caeruleus (blue tit), 726 nucleotides. Lineage: Eukaryota; Metazoa; Chordata; Aves; Passeriformes; Paridae. The record is from RefSeq and is a predicted model, not a curated record.
AAGAAGUAUUAUUUUUUUUUCCUCAGGUGUGGGCCUUGCUUGCGGAUCGCUCCGGCCUUCAGCGCCCUGAGCAACAAAUACCCACAGGCAACAUUCCUGGAGGUGGAUGUGCACCAGUGCCAGGGCACAGCUGCCACCAACAACAUCUCAGCAACACCCACGUUCCUGUUCUUCCGGAACAAGGUGCGCAUCGACCAGUACCAGGGAGCGGACGCCGUGGGCUUGGAGGAUAAAAUCAAACAGCACCUGGAGAACGACCCCGGCAACAGCGAGGACACAGACAUCCCCAAAGGAUACAUGGAUCUGCUGCCCUUCAUCAACAAGGCCGGCUGCGAGUGCCUGAACGAGAGCGACGAGCACGGCUUUGAGAACUGUCUGCGCAAGGACUCCUCCUACCUGGAGUCCGACUGUGACGAGCAGGUGUGUUCCACAGGGCUGGCAUCCACAGUUCCAGGGCAACUCAGCCCCUGCUGCUGCCAAACAAAGGCUCAGAAGGUGUGCCAUGGGGGAAAGCAGCACAUCCCAUCAUUGCUGAGCUCCCUUCUCCCCGGAUCCUGGGCUGAGCUGCUUCCAGGGGAGGAACCCGGGUGUAAUUGUGAUUUUUCCUCUCUUUUAUCCCCAUUUCCUGCUUCCAGAGGAGGAGUUCUGGUGUAAUUGUGAUUUUUCCUCUCUUUUAUCCCCAUUUCCUGCUUCCAGAGGAGGAAUUCCGGUGUAAUUGUGAUUUUU